This is a messenger RNA of Drosophila montana, 549 nucleotides long. RefSeq names its product acanthoscurrin-2. The transcript is spliced from 3 exons. Lineage: Eukaryota; Metazoa; Arthropoda; Insecta; Diptera; Drosophilidae. Bases 1 to 549 code for a protein of 182 amino acids. The record is from RefSeq and is a predicted model, not a curated record.
AUGAAGGUAUUCGUUUGUCUGCUCGCUGUGUGCAGCAUGGCCCAUGCGGGCUUCCUAGGCGGCGGCAGCGCCCUUAGCUCCGGCGGCGGCGGCGGCGGCUAUGGAGGCGGCGGCGGCGGCUAUGGAGGCGGCCAUGGAGGCGGCUAUGGUGGCGGCCAUGGAGGCGGCGGCGGCGGCGGCGGUGGCGGUUAUGGCGGCGGCGGCUACGGCGGCGGCGGCCACGGCGGCGGUGGCUGGGCAACACAGGGCGGCGGUGGUUACGGCGGCGGCGGCACUAUUAAAAUCGUCAAGGUCAUCUCCGAUGCAGGUGCCGGCGGCGGCUAUGGCGGCGGUCAUGGUGGCGGCUAUGGCGGCGGCUAUGGCGGCGGCUAUGGCGGCGGUCAUGGCGGCGGCUAUGGCGGCGGCAGCUCCGGCGCUGUACAAAUCGUCAAGGUCAUCUCUGAGGCAGGCGGCAUCGGUGGCGGCGGCGGCGGCUGGGCACAGGGCGGCGGCGGCGGCGGCGGCGGUGGCUGGGCUCCUCAGGGCGGCUGGGCCUCGGGCGGCUGGUAA